CAAUUUGGGGAAGGAGUGGGGCAAGGCCCAUAAGUUAAGGAGUCCAAGAAAAGUAGCAUAGCAUCGCAUCGCAGUGGUGUUUACUGUCAAGUGUCAACAGAAUGGAGUUCGAAAAGAGAAAGGCGGCGGCGUUAGGGUCGCUGAGCUCAACGGAAUCGGACAAAUCUCCGAAAGGUUCGUUAGACACAGCAAUCAUCCCUCUCAUAAACACUCUCAACCAAAACCCCUCUUACUUCACCACCAGCUCCUGCUCCGGCCGAAUCUCAAUCCUCUCCCAACCCCUCUCUCACUCUCAAUCCCCAAACCCUAAAAAGAAGGCCAGAGGAGGCUCAUGGCUCUUCGUUUCCCACCACCUCGCCGAUCCCGACUCGGUUCUCUCCCUCCCCUUUCCCUCCGAGUCGACUCAUUCCCCCGUCGCAUCCGAACUCGUCUUCCGAUUCGAGCCCCUAAUCAUUGCCCUCGAGUGCAGGGACCUCGACUCCGCUCACUCCCUCGUUUCCCUCGCCAUCUCCUGCGGCUUCAGAGAGAGUGGCAUUACCAACGCCAAGAAGCGCGUCAUCAUCGCCAUUCGCUGCUCCAUUCGCAUGGAGGUGCCGUUGGGGGACACGCGCAACGUCAUGGUCACGCCCGAGUAUGUUCGCUACCUCCUUAUGGUCGCAAAUGAGAAAAUGGAAGCCAAUUGGAAAAGAACUCAGAGGUUUCUCCAAGUUUUUCAGUCCACUGGAUCUGUUGUUGCUGAUAACAGUAACCAUUUGUCGUCGGCGAAUGAAGCUUGCGACCACCUGGAACUCGAGGAUGAAUCUCGGCUAGGAAACGGGAAUGCAGGAACUUCUUCAGGGAUUGUGGGUUCUUCUCCUGGUUCUGGUCUGUCAAUUGACCAUUUCGAAAUUGUUGGUGAACCAGUGGAAAAGCUUUUCCUAUGGGGCCACUCAGCUUGUGCAUUGGAUGAUGGUGAUCACAAGAAAGUUGCUGUAUUUGGUGGUUUUGGAGGCAUGGGGAGACACGCCAGAAGAAAUUAUUUGUUGCUGCUUGAUCCAUAUUUGGGCAAUCUUGAAAUGGUUAGCACUGUUGGCUGUGCUUCUCCAUCUCCGCGUUUGGGCCAUACAGCUUCCUUGGUUGGGGAUCACAUGUUUGUGAUUGGAGGCAGGACUGGUCCUGAUAAAAUUCUGAGUGAUGUAUGGAUACUUGAUACAACCAAGAAUUCUUGGAAGCUACUGCAAUUUGGUGAUGAUGUAUUUCCUCCCAGGCAUCGGCAUGCUGCAGCUGUUGUAGGUUCCAACAUUUAUGUAUUUGGGGGGCUUGAUAAUGAUGUUAUCUUUUCUUCCUUUUAUGUUUUUGACACAAACAAUUUACACUGGAAAGAAAUACCAGUUUCUGGGGACAGGCCAUGUGCACGCCACUCACAUGCUAUGGUGGCAUCUGAUUCUCAGAUUUUCGUGUUUGGUGGAUAUAAUGGUGGGAAAGCACUUGGGGAUCUGUAUAGCUUUGAUGUUCAGAAGUGUCAAUGGACAAAGGAAAUAACAACUGGAAGGAAUCCACAUUCUAGGUUCUCCCACUCAAUUUUUGUAUAUAAGAAUUAUCUUGGGGUUCUCGGUGGUUGUCCUGUUAGACAACAUUGUCAAGAGUUGGCUUUACUUGAUUUGAAGCUUCGACUAUGGAAACAUGUUACCCUCAAUUCUGUAGGUAAAGAUUUGUUUGUGCGUAGUACAGUCAAUGUCAUUGGUGAUGAUCUUGUUAUAAUUGGUGGUGGUGCGUCAUGCUAUGCAUUUGGGACCAAAUUCAGUGAGCCAGCAAAAGUCACCUUGCUCAAUUUAGCACAAUCACAUGAUGAGCUUAUGCCUGUAAAAAAUCAAAGAAAGCCUAUAAUUAAACAAAAUGAAGGGACAAGCAGGAGUAACAUUGAAAAUUCUCUUGGACUCCAACUUGAACAUGCACCAAAUAUAUCUGUAGAUGAAAGUUUAUCUUUUAAUGAUAACUUACCUUGCUUGAAUGAUCAAAGUCAGACGAUUGCAUUGCAUUAUGUUUUGCAACUAGAAAAGAAAUAUGCAAAAUUGGGAAAGGAUAUAUUGAAGAAAUUUGGAUGGUUAGACCUGGGGAGGAAGGCAUACUCUGAAGAGGGUGGAGUACAUAUCUGUUUUCCUGUCCAUCAAGAGUUUUUUGCUGUAUUUCAUGAAAGGAAACACCAUUUGGGAGAUGCAUUUGAUGGAAAAAAUGAAGCUCCCUUUUCAAAACCACUAAAACGAGAUGAAUACUUGUUAAAUGAGUUAUCAGGUUCUGAUGCAUUGACACUUCUCCAUGAAUAUGGUGCCAUUGUGCUGGAAGACAAGAUUGUUGAAGAAAGAAAAGCUGCCAAAUCUCCUUUGAAAGUGAUGACUGAAGCAAUAACAUCUUUGGUUGAACAUAGGGGCCUACCACCAAGGCUUCUAGAGGAACUUCCAGCAAGAUGGGAUCGGCUUGGAGAUAUUUUUAUACUUCCAAGUACUUCUUUUAAGGAUUCCAUGUGGGACUCCAUUGUAGAAGAGCUUUGGCCAAUUGUUGCCAAAUGCCUCAAGGCUUACCGUCUAGCUCGUCAGGGCCCGGUUGCUGCAACUGGUACAAGAGAUAGCACAUUGCAGAUUCUUGUUGGAGAUAAUGGUUGGGUCAAUCAUCGAGAAAAUGGAAUACUCUAUUCUUUUGAUGCUACAAAAUGCAUGUUCUCAUGGGGUAAUCUUUCUGAGAAGCUCCGGAUGGCCAGGCUGGAUUGUAAAGAAGAGGUUGUAGUAGACCUGUUUGCAGGCAUUGGUUACUUUGUGCUGCCUUUCCUUGUCAGGGCCCAGGCAGCACUUGUAUAUGCUUGUGAGUGGAAUCCCCAUGCUGUAGAAGCACUCCAACAUAAUCUGCAAGCAAAUUCUGUGGCUGAUCGUUGUAUCAUACUCGAAGGAGAUAAUAGAAUUACAGCACCCAAGAGCGUGGCUGAUAGAGUCUGUCUUGGUCUCAUUCCGUCUAGUGAGCUUAGCUGGGUCACAGCUGUGAGGGCUUUAAGGAGAGAGGGUGGGAUAUUACAUAUCCAUGGGAAUACAAAAGACUCAGAAGAGUGUCAAUGGAUUGAUCAUGUAUCAAAAUCAAUAUCUGAUAUUGCUAGAUCUGAAGGUUAUUGUUGGGAGGUUUCUAUUGAACAUGUGGAGAGGGUAAAAUGGUAUGCUCCGCAUAUUCGCCAUGUUGUAGCAGAUGUAAGAUGCAGACAGAUCCAAAGAUAGUGAAUGGGACUGUUGGUAGUUGAGGUUAAAAACUGGUUUCUGCAUGCAAUCAAUGUGAAUAUCAUUUGGAAUAUUAAUAUGCCAAAAUUCUAACUGAUCUACGGUGGCAAAUGUAAAAUGCUGUCAUUUCAGAAAAUCCUUUUCAAUCAUUGGUCGGACUGGCAAAUAUUGUGCAUUGCAGCGGUGGUGGACUGGAUGAUAGUUAUUGAAUUCGGCAAUCACACAUACCGCGUCUCAUUCCACGUGAUGCGUAUUGCGAUUUGAUGUAUAAAGUGUUGGAACUGAUAAUUUUAUCCUUCCAAAAAUAGUUUAAGGGGAGGGCUUCAAUUUUUAUAACAUGAAGCUGGCCUAAGGUUUUGUUAGUUUGGGCUACGAUGAAGCCCAAGUCGAUAGUCGUUUGUUUGUAUUCUAUGCAGUGUUUCUUUUUUAUAAGCUCAUAAUUUUUAUUGUCAUACUAUUAAUUAAGUUAUCAGAGGGACUCUGGUGGUUUUUUAAUCCGCUAGCAAUGGCUCUGUCUGUAACUUGGUUUGGAAAUGAGUCAGGUUUCUUUCGGUUCGAUAACAUUUGAUUGAGUUUUA
This is a messenger RNA of Cajanus cajan (pigeon pea), 3814 nucleotides long. The record is from RefSeq and is a predicted model, not a curated record. NCBI's taxonomy places the organism in Eukaryota, Viridiplantae, Streptophyta, Magnoliopsida, Fabales, Fabaceae.